Molecule: messenger RNA, 2551 nt
Organism: Nothobranchius furzeri (turquoise killifish)
Lineage: Eukaryota; Metazoa; Chordata; Actinopteri; Cyprinodontiformes; Nothobranchiidae
Gene: cdip1
Product: cell death-inducing p53 target 1
Biological process (GO): intrinsic apoptotic signaling pathway in response to DNA damage by p53 class mediator
Cellular component (GO): cytoplasmic side of late endosome membrane; cytoplasmic side of lysosomal membrane; nucleus
Molecular function (GO): zinc ion binding
Source: RefSeq, a predicted model, not a curated record
UCAUGAAUGGUGACGUCACUUUAAAUCCGUGUCAGCGGAUGUUGACUCUCCUCGAGCGUGUUAAAGCAGCUAACGUCAAAAACAACUUCAUUUACAACACGGACUGGUGGUGUGCUUCCCUAAAUCAGAGGGAGAGCUGAGCUGUAGAGUUGUGAUUGGUGCCAGCAGGUCGGACCGCCUGCAAGCCUAGACUUCUGGCCAGUAUGUCUGAUGAUCCUCCCCCUCCGUACCCCGGAGGUCCCAGUGCCCCCCUCAUUGAGGAAAAGAAUGGACAACCUGCAACACUGAGAACUGCUCCUCCACAGGGACAUCCCAUUCCUCCAGAUUAUGGUCCUCCACCCUAUGAGGGUCCACAACCAGGCUUCCUACCUCCACAUGUUCCUGGAGAAGGCCCCAUGCCCAUGCCCAUGCCCAUGCAUGGACCAGCACAAGGUGGCCACUACCCACCACCACCCGGUCUCUUUGCUCAACCAAUGCCAGGACAGAUGGGUCCUGGUUCCAGUCACUUUGUCCACAUGGGAGGUCACACAGCGACCGUCUUGGCUCCUCCAGGCGCAGCCACCACUGUGACAGUACUGCAGGGCGAAAUGUUUCAGACAUCACCGGUGCAGACUGUGUGUCCGCAUUGCCAGCAGGCCAUCGUCACACGCAUCUCUCAUGACAUCGGCCUCAUGAACACACUCUUCUGCCUCUUCUGUUUCUUUGUAGGGUGUGAUCUCGGCUGCUGCUUGAUUCCAUGUCUGAUCGAUGACCUCAAGGAUGUGACACACACCUGCCCUCACUGUAAGGGCUACAUUUACACAUACAAGCGUAUCUGCUAACCACCAACAGCCGUUUGCCACAGAGCCAUGUACACACACACACACACUCACAGCUUUCCCUGCUGGUAGUAACAGCAGCUCCUCCCUCCCUGCCUUCCAUUUUUGCAGUGUUGUGUGGCCCUCUUAUGAUGCAAGUGCAGUUUUUAUCCCCCCUAAGCUCCCAGUAAAAUACCUGUGUAUAUAUACUUCUAUAUACUUCUCUGAUGUACAAAAUUGAAAAUGUCCAAAUGUUUGAGCUAAAGGGCACUACAAGAACUAGACACUGAUGGGCUGCAGAUACACACACACACACACACACACCCUGCAGCCCUUCUUGUGAAGUUAUGCAUGUAAAUGAAAAAAUAAGUAAACAAAAACUGUGAAAAUUGUCACUUUAUUUGAAUUCAUCUAUGAAUCUUGGUCAGUGUAUGAAGAAUGUUGGGUUAAGAUGUUUGUUUCUUUUGAGACUUUCAUCUUAGAUGUUUUAUCCUUUAACAAGUUUGUUGAGAAAUGUUAACAUUUUGUCUCUCACUGUUUUUUUGUUCUUACCUACCUAGUUGUUUCUUGUUUAUCAUUAUCGUUGGUGUAAUGUGAAAACCGUCCAUUUAAACAAAUACAUUUAUGUUUUAUGCUUUAGUUACUUGUAUUCAUUACUCCAAUCAACAUGUUCUGAUUCACUGUUUAGCUGUUACCUUUGUCCCCGUCUGUAGUUUUGAGAAUAAAGUUAAUAUUUGCACUUUAUAAGUUUAAACACACAUUUUGUUUUCAUUAAAACACGAUUUUACCCUGAAUAAAAGCAAAGUUUUAUCCAGGUGUUACUAGUUUCUGUAGUCGACCGAGUUAUGAGCCAUAUUCAGACUUUUGGGCCAUUCCCAUCUGUGCCGGGUCGGGUAGCCCCGGUCGGCCCCAGCCUGGCCCGGUUGAUUCCACACAUCCUUGCCUUAAGCCCAUGUGGGCUGAUUCUACCCACCAAUCAGAGGCUUGCUCUAAUGGAAGGUGUGAAUUUGCUGUCAGCAGUGGGUGUGUUGGCCCUGGUCGGCCUGAAGCAGACCCCCUCGAGAAGAGGGCUGAGAAUGAGCCUUGGUUGGCCCGGAAAAAUACCAGGCCACCCAGAUAUGUAAACAACCUACGCUACCCGGCCCGGGCCGACCCGGUACAGAUGGGAAUGGUCCACAAGUGUACUGAAGGCGAUAGACAAGCUAAUCACUUAAAAACGAAAGCAUGACAUCUUGGUGUGUGUUUUUCUGUCAGGCUCAUGCAGCACCAUUUCAGAUUUAGCUGAUCUUAAGAGGUUUUAAAAACUGAGUACUAAGCCAUUAAGGAUUCACCUAAAUGAAGGUUCUUCGCUUAGAUGAAAUGAAAUACAUUUGAUUAGUGAGAUUUUAAUGAGCUUCAUGAAGUUGUUGAAUUAGACCUUUUGCAAAAGUGAUUCUGAACACUAACAGUGAAUCAUCUCAGCAUGUGGGAUACAUCAGCCACUAAUGCUUCUCGCAGUUUGCCUGGGCUAUACCUUUAGUAAUAAUCAUUGAUGUGCUCCGACUCUGUGCAUAUUUUUUUCCUCAAGACUGAAAAAUCUGUGCAAAAUAUAAAACAAAAAAAAAAACACAUUUUGAGAAGGAUUGUAAUGGAACUUUAGUCAUGUUGUGAAAACUGCUGGUCUGCAUCGCUCCAGAUGUCUGAUGUACAACUAUGUACGCAAUUUAUGUGACUGUACACAGGCGCUAUUUUACCAAUAAAAAUCAUGAAGUAAA